Rhodotorula graminis WP1 is the source of this 669-nucleotide messenger RNA. RefSeq lists its product as uncharacterized. The coding region runs from base 1 to 669 and encodes 222 amino acids. NCBI's taxonomy places the organism in Eukaryota, Fungi, Basidiomycota, Microbotryomycetes, Sporidiobolales, Sporidiobolaceae. The record is from RefSeq and is a predicted model, not a curated record. The transcript has 3 exons.
AUGCCACGACGCUCGGUCGUCCUCGAGCUGCUCGCCGCGGCUUGCGGCGCCGCCCUCUUCCUGCUCGCGCCCGCACUCGCAGCUCCCCUGCCCACGGCCUCGAGCAUCUCGAGCGUCUGCUCCCUCGUCCAGCUAGACGGGCACGUCCUCGACGAGCCUUCUCGCGCAGAGUGCGAGCACCUCUUGUCCAACUCGGACCUCGGCGCUUUCGUCGACGCGUGGGCAACGGCUGAAGCAGCUGCCGACGACCUACAUGGCGUCCUCGUGCAGGAACUGCGGCGCCGAAAUCUCGUCGACGAGGUCUGCGAGACGCUCACCGACGCCAACUCGACCCUGAACAUCGUGAGCGAGAACGAGCCGGUCGGCGUCGACUACAAGGGCAACGGCCUCCUCGACGGCAUCGCGCUCUCGAUCAACCCGUCCAUCUUGUCAGGCAUCUUUCAGACGACUACGCGCACGCGGGCGAGCGCCACGCCGGCGCCAACGACGACCGCUCGAGCUAUCGCUCUCGAGGGGCAAGGUCUGCUCGACGGCGUCGACAUCACCCUCGACCCGUCGAUCCUUCGAGACCUCGCCAACGCGCCAAGCCUGCUCAAAAGCCUGCCCAUCCCGUCACGGACAGCCUCGGCGAAAGGUGCGAGCGAGACGGGCGGCUGCGAGGCUUCCUGA